Messenger RNA from Topomyia yanbarensis, 1008 nucleotides. RefSeq names its product geminin (gene geminin). Lineage: Eukaryota; Metazoa; Arthropoda; Insecta; Diptera; Culicidae. The coding region runs from base 124 to 738 and encodes 204 amino acids. The transcript is spliced from 3 exons. The record is from RefSeq and is a predicted model, not a curated record. Gene Ontology annotation, biological process: regulation of DNA replication.
GAAACGUUUAGAACAGUAGUGAAAGAGUUUCGGCGCAAAUUUUCGAAUGUCAGCGAGGAAGCUAAUUUUUAAUACAAAAUAAAUUAAAGAAAAGUUUAUCAAUAACAUUUCCAUUUUGCAACGAUGUCCGGUGAAGCUGUUAGCAUACUAAUUCCUGUGGAAUCCGUGGCGGAACAGGAGGUAGAGCACCAGAAAAUCGCCCGGAAGUCGCUGAAGGAAGUUCAAAACGUAUCAAAAAUGAACAAAGAAAAUGUUGGAAAACCUACGAAGCUACAGGCUUUCUUGGCCAAAAAAGAACUGAUCAAGAAGACGCUUCUUACCGAUCCAAUGGAAGUGAUCGAACAGAAGCGAAAAAAAUUCGUACAUUCACAAUCCAGCCAAACAUCUCCGGAGAAGAAAGUGACCGGUGGAAAGCCCACUGUAACCGAGGAGGAUCUCACCUCACUCGAAGGGCCGAGUGAGGCCUACUGGCAAAUACUGGCCGAGAGACGUCGCCAGGCCUUGGAAGAAUCUCUUGCGGAGAACAUGGAACUUCACGAGAAGGUUGGAACGCUGGAGGAAGAAUUGAAUCUGUCCCGAGAAAUGCUCGAAGAGGCUCGCAAUCUGGUUGAGGUUCUGACCGAAAUGCUACAGGAGGGCGAAGCGGAAAAGCAGGAAGAGGGAAAGGCUGAUCCCAAUCAUGUGGACGAUAGUGGUGUAGUUCCGGAGGUGGUCAGCGAAGAGGAAGAUGAUCUUUAAGUUAUUUCUUGACAAUCCUAUUAUGUAUUGUAGUCUAAUCGUUUACUUAAACAGUUAUGCCGUUGAUCAUGUGAUUAUUUUUAAGAGAACAAUCAUGGAAAUCUCUAAAGCUGUGGCACUUAUCAUUGGGUAUGUUUAUUUUGCAUUCAUGGUAAAACAAUGCAGAUUUUUUGAGGGCCAUUGUAUAUAUAGACAUCUCAUGAAACUGAAUAUCUUCGUUGAAAUGACAAACGUUGCAUUUUUUAUUAAACAUAAGUUCAUUUAGAAGCC